Messenger RNA from Harmonia axyridis, 3352 nucleotides. RefSeq lists its product as uncharacterized. The coding region runs from base 1949 to 2455 and encodes 168 amino acids. NCBI's taxonomy places the organism in Eukaryota, Metazoa, Arthropoda, Insecta, Coleoptera, Coccinellidae. The transcript has 4 exons. The record is from RefSeq and is a predicted model, not a curated record.
CGAGCUCUACCCUUCUGAUAUUUUAAAUAUCAGGGAUUGAGUGAAUGUUCCUCUUAGCGAGGAGUGAGAAGCCGACGGCGAGGAGAAAUCCUACGCGUAUAGGCAAAAGUCGGAACCAUCUUUAUUCGAAAUCACCCUGUUACAAUAUAUAAUUGAUCAAAUGAAAUGGUACAGUGUCAAGGAAAAUAAAAAUAAAUUCAUAUGCAACAAAAAUAUUCCAUUGAGUAUGGUUCCAUUUCAAGCAGAAACUUGAAGACUUCCCUCUUGAAAUUUUUGAUGUUGUCUAUUUUUUGAAUACUAGUUGGUAGUGAGUUGAAUAACUUUAAUGUUCUAUAUCUAGCCUGCUUCUGCGAAGUAGUAAGAUCAUGCCUGGGAUAUAGGUACUUUAAAUUUCUAGUUUCAUAGUAUGCCUUCUUAUUUCCAUAUUCUUCAAAUAGAUGUUUUUGAACAUAAAAAUGAGGCAUUGCUGGAUGUAUAUGUCAUAUAAUGUGAGAAUCCCAUUUUCUUUGAAGAGACCUCUGCAGGACUGCCUAUAACUGGUUUUACAUAGUAGUCUUAGGGCUUUUUUUUGUAUCCUUGAAUAAUGAUGUUAUAUUUCCUGAUCCAUAAAAUAUAAUUCCAUAUCGUAGUUUUGCUUCUAAAGUUGAAUAGUAUAAAAUUUUAAGUAUGUUACUAUUCAAAUAUUUGGUCAUAAUUCUGAGGCAGUAAAUGGAUGAUCCCAAGUUACUCCCUAAUCUUUGAAUAUGCUCUUUCCAAUCAAGAUGUUGAUCUAUAUAUACUCCCAGGAAUUUGGUUGAUUCUGACAUGGUAAAAUUAGAAAGUGUCGCUUCUGAAACUUAGAAUUGGUCGACUGUACCAUAUACUGGUCCACUGAAAUUGAUGCUGUAUCAUUCAUGAAGCCAAACUGCGCAUGUGGUAGGUUUCUCUAAUGGCUUAUUAUUAGACCCAAAAAUUGUUUCUCUCAUUUAAAAUGCAGAAUUGAUAUAACAGGUAGUAAUUUUUCAUUAAGAUAGUUAUUUCGGAUAUAUUUUUAAUGAGUAAAUUAAAGAAUAUAGUCUUGUAUGUUAUAGGGCAUUGAAUGAAAGAAAUUCAGGAUAGAGUUAUGACAACACCGCUCUUUUUUCCUGCUUGAGUUGAAAGAGGAGAGAUAGAGAUCUCUUUCUCACCACGUGACUCUCGAAACAACACGUUGCCAAUAUAAGUAAAGCUAAAAGUUAUAGAAUUAGAGGAAAUUUUGUGAGUCAACAUCAGGUUAUUCAAAUUUUAUUUUGUGUAUUAUCUUUGAUUAUACCAACAAUGGUUUCGCAAGUGUGAAAUUUGUGGAGAAGAAAUUCUAGUCCGAAUUUGAGGUUCCUAGGUAAGUGUAUUGUUAAAACAGAUGCAUCAAGUUGUUUAUGCGUUCAGUGGCGUAGAAACGCCACUAAUAAUAAUAAUAAUAUAAAGAAAAUAUAAGAAAGCUUUCAAUGUAAAUGUAUAACAGAAAAUGAUAAUUUUAGGUUCCUUGAUAACGAUGAAAAAAGACCAAUUAGGGCUUCCUUGCUGGGAUGGUCGGAUAUCUGCCCAAAUAAGAAAAUAAUUGUCAUUUGUUCAGAUCAUUUCGAUCCUAAUGAUAUCAAAACCAGAAUAAAUGGGAGAAGAUUCAUUAAACAAAAUACCAAUCCAUUAUCUUUACAUUCUCUAUUUGAAUAUUCUAGUAUAAUGUAAUGAUAAUCUUUAACUGCAAUACAUUAUCACCACAUAACAUACUUUAAGCUAUAGCUAUAUUCAAAAUGUUUCAGUGAUAACUCCUCAAAGACGGAAAGAAGUUCUAACUGAACAAGACAAAACAUUGUGGGCAUCAAGUAAUAACCCUGAUGAGAGUAAACUGGAGCAGAGAAAAUCUUCAUUCACACUCUCAGCAUCAGAAUGUGAAAAUGAAACAAGCAAGGUGGAAACGAAUGCGGAUAAAAUGCCCACAAAAAAGAGAAAGAGGGAAUACAUUGGAGAUUUGUCUAGUAGCGAUUUCUCAACUCCAGAGAAAAGAAGGAGAAGUCUUAAAAAUGUAAAAACCGUGAUUUCUCAGCAAAGGACAAAAAUACGUUCCUUAAGAACAAAAGUGAAAAGACAGAAACGCAGAAUCACUAAGUUGAAGAAUUUAGUGUCAUCUCUGAAUGAAAAAUAUCAGCUCACAGAAGCUUCACAGCAGGCAAUAUUAGCAUCAGUCCUUAAAACAGCAAGACAUAUUUUUAAACAGAUAAUGGGAGGACCAAGCAGGCAAAAAUAUGAUCCUAGUUUAGGAGCAUUUGUUCAGACACUGGCUUUUUAUUCUCCGCAAGCUUACAAUUAUGUAAGAAGAACUUUCAAUGGGAGUCUUCCUCAUUUAGGAAAUUUCAAAAUCUAUCAUGCUGUCGAUGGAAGUCCAGGGUUUACCAAAGAGACUUUGAUAGCUAUCACUUCAAAAAAUGACUUUAACUGAUCCUGUUAUCUGCAAUUUGGUAAUGGAUGAAAUGUCACACAGCAAAUAGAGUGGACAAGAAAAAAAAUUCAUUGGGUAUAUUGAUGUAGGUACUAACCUCGAUUCUGAUAAUUUACCGGUAGCGAGGGAGGUUUUAGUAUUUAUGCUUGUGUGCAUCCACAGCACCCUGCUGCUCGAUGGCCUGUCAGCAACUGAAAAGGCUGAGCUAAUUAAAAAAUGACUGAAUUUAUCAGUGAAAGUGGUAUUAUUAUAACUUCCCUAACUUUUGAUAGCACCGCAACAAAUAUCUCUAUGGCAGAAAAAUUGGGAAUGAAAUUCAGUGAUCACUCAAAUUUGAAAACUUUUUUUGUGGACCAAAAAGAAAUAUUCUAAUUUUUUUAGAUGCAUGUCACAUGUUAAAAUUUGUUUUGCUUCACAAUAAUAUAGAUAUGUGAUGAUCUUCACCGGUAUUUCAUCCUCUCCGCUGGUGUACCAUCAAUUGGAUUUCUUCUGUUGUUAUAGGUUUCAGAAACAUUGAGCGUUGGUUAUAACGAAUGUUACAAUCAGAGACAGGCCCUACACUGUUCAAUAAGCUAGGAAUAACAUUGAGAAGAAAAUCAUUGUACAUGUUAGCCACAUUUGAAGGGUUCUCCUCAAAAAAAGAACUGCCAUGAUAAUCCUCACCAACAACAUCUCUGUAAAUUCCCCACAUGCAUUUCAUCUUGUUAUCAGAUAGAGUAAAAUUUAAAACGGUAAAUUUCUGAGCGCUUUCUUGCUAAUAAAUUGUUGUAUUCUCUCUUGAAUGCAUGAUAGAUGUUUUUGGCCUCCGGACAAAACUGUUGAACCAACUGGAGUGCAGAGAGUUUAUUCCUAUAAUUGUCUACAUCCAAAUCACAUACUUCAUUCCUUCUAUGUUUC